UAACGUUAUGGUCGUCGGAAAUAGUAUACUGUACACACCGUUGUCCACCCACACUCUCUCUCUCUGAUUCUCAGUUCCUCUCUCCCCGUGUCUCGGACUCUCUCUGAAGGCACAGCAGCAAAUCGCAGCAGUAAUCUCAGUUGAACAAAAUUCUCGGCAUUCUUAAGUAGGACGAUGUGAAGCAGAUCCACAUCUCCAUCCGAAGAAGCUCUUCGGUCUCUCUCUCUCUCUCGAUCUCUCCGAAACCUUACAAAACAUAAAAACAUUAUUUUUUGAUCGAGGAUCAAAGGACUGCUCGUCGUGAGUGGAUCAUGGCCGCUGUUGAGAAUGCUGGGGUGGCGUUGGGGCUGAGCGUGGGCUCCUCGAGCCGAAGCUUCGAUUCUCCACAAGAAUCAGGUGGUGCAGCUUCGGCACCUUCGCCAUCAUUCAAUGGUCACGAUCAGACCAACCACAGCCACGUUCGACACCUUAGCGACUCCCACAGCUCACACAACAACAGCGACGGCCCGAUUCUGAUGCCCCAUCACGAUCAGCCGCUCUACAUUACGGCCCCGGCGCACGUUAACGGAGGCCACAUGCCCCAGCAGAGCUUCGAUGUGAAGAUCGGGGCCCCCCGAUCCAACGGCGGGGAUUUGGAGAGGAAUGGGGACGCUAUGGCCGGCGGCGGAGAGAGCCUCAACCGGGACAUGAGGGAGUUGCAGGAGCUGUUCUCGAAGCUGAACCCCAUGGCCAAGGAGUUUGUGCCUCUAUCGCUGGUGGGUUUGAAUGGUGGGUUCUACGCUAAUAACUUGGAAAUGCAAGGCAACAACAGGAAUGGAUUUGUUAACGGCAACGCCGGCCGACGGAGGAAAAAUUAUAAUCAAGGGAAACGGAGGCUGAACACCAGGACAAGUUUGGCUCAGCGAGAGGAGUCCAUUCGGAGGACUGUGUAUGUGUCUGACAUUGAUCAACAGGUCACUGAAGAACAGCUUGCAGCUCUGUUUGUCAACUGUGGACAGGUUGUUGACUGUCGUAUAUGUGGUGACCCCAAUUCUGUUCUUCGUUUUGCCUUUGUUGAGUUUACUGAUGAAGAAGGUGCAAUGGCUGCUUUAAAUCUGUCAGGGACAAUGCUUGGAUUCUACCCUGUGAGAGUGCUGCCUUCUAAAACAGCUAUUGCACCAGUUAACCCGACUUUUUUGCCUAGGACUGAAGAUGAACGUGAGAUGUGUGCAAGAACUAUAUAUUGUACAAAUAUUGACAAAAAGGUUUCUCAAGCUGAUGUUAAACUCUUUUUUGAAUCAGUAUGCGGAGAGGUUUAUCGCUUGAGGCUACUAGGGGACUAUAACCAUUCCACUCGCAUUGCUUUUGUUGAGUUUGUUAUGGCUGAAAGUGCAAUUGCCGCUCUAAACUGUAGUGGUGUGGUUCUGGGUUCCCUGCCGAUAAGGGUAAGCCCAUCAAAGACGCCCGUCCGUCCUCGUGCUCCUCGUCUUCCCAUACAUUAAACACCUCCGGCUCUCCCAACUGAUUCACUGUUCUGGUUUAUAUAUAUAUAUAUAUAUAUUCAAAUACACACACACACAUCCCAUGUAAAGAUGUUUUCCAUCUCUGGUCUGUCUAUUCCUCUGCUUCGAUGGUGUGCCAUCUUUUGUUAUCAUAGGGUUCAUGCUUUUGUCUAUCCUAGCAUAUGUAGAGUUGGACAGGACCUCGGAGGCCUUGGAAGAUUUUAUAUAUACUGCUCAUUACUA
Messenger RNA from Juglans microcarpa x Juglans regia, 1724 nucleotides. Its product is annotated as polyadenylate-binding protein-interacting protein 11-like. Bases 312 to 1481 code for a protein of 389 amino acids. The record is from RefSeq and is a predicted model, not a curated record. Lineage: Eukaryota; Viridiplantae; Streptophyta; Magnoliopsida; Fagales; Juglandaceae. Gene Ontology annotation, molecular function: RNA binding. The transcript has 11 exons.